Molecule: messenger RNA, 1182 nt
Organism: Babesia ovata
Lineage: Eukaryota; Apicomplexa; Aconoidasida; Piroplasmida; Babesiidae
Product: ATPase AAA
Exons: 1
Coding region: 1-1182 (393 amino acids)
Molecular function (GO): ATP binding; ATP hydrolysis activity
Source: RefSeq, a predicted model, not a curated record
AUGUUGAUAAAGGAGGCUGAAGAAGAACGAGAUUCGUCGGAAUUUUCCAGAGCAAACAAGUUUCCGCAGGGGGAGGCAUCAUCGCAAAAUAGACACGGCAACGACGCUUUGACGGGAGGUUGGGGGCAUGAAGUCGUUGCUGAGAGAGGAACUGAUGAGAAAAUAGCAAAAACAAAACUGUCGUGGGUGUACAGGGUGCUCUACUUACUCAAAUACUCGCUGAGCUGCCGAUUGUUGAAUGAUCGGCGUCGUCUUGUAUGCAUAGCAAUAUACGCAAAUCCAACGGCUACAAAGUCAUUUUUCGGAGAUUUAUUCUAUCACACAUACGAAGAGUGGGAAUUCAUCAAGGACUUGGGACAUCUACAGUUGGGGUUCGCCAUUUCGCAACCAACCGCCGAAGAAACUGACGAUUGCUCAAACGUCGUUGGGGCAGGGCAGCACACGGGUAUCACUGGGCGUGGUAUCUCAAACGUCCGCUUGAGAGGCAGCCCGUUGCAUCGCAACAACAAUGGCGUAACAGUAAAACAUGAUGCUUUGCGACGAGAUAUACCCUUCAACGUCAGUUGCGGGCAAAUCAUGCUCUCGAAGAUAACGAUCAUAUGCGGCGAACAAGGUUCAGGCAAAACAACUCUGCUCAACGCAAUAUUUAGGGCUUGGGUGCAAGGCGAGCCCAUUCAGUUAAGAGACACGGCAAAUUAUGAACCUGGUGCCCCCAAGAGUAAAUAUGCGGCAGGCCAAAAACCUAAGGAUGAAAUGUGCCCUGACGCUGAAGGGAGUUAUGUAUAUAGUGAAGACACACUUAACCGAACUAAAGAUCAACAAUUGGAUAAAAGGAGCUUGGGUGAAGUGAGGCGGUCCGCGUACAAGCUGGAAUACUACAACAUCGUCAGCCAGUACGUGGGAUGCGGAGAGAGCUAUUUGAGGAGCACAUUUCAGAAAGCCAGAAACAACAGACCUGCUCUGGUGGUAAUAGACCAGGUUGAAUUGUUGUUUCAAUACAGCGACCCGGAUAACGAAGACAGGCAAAGUUUCUCAACUCUCGCGAGGACUCUCAUAAAUGAGUUACACGCACUGGAUGAAGGAGUUGCCUUCGUUGCAGCAACAAGCGGAAAUGUUACUCCCCAACAACUUCCAACUGCUCUGAAAACCUUGACACAUAGCAGUAUUGUGCUCAAAAGGUAA